Amoebophrya sp. A120 is the source of this 281-nucleotide messenger RNA. NCBI's taxonomy places the organism in Eukaryota, Dinophyceae, Syndiniales, Amoebophryaceae. The record is from the annotation of a GenBank genome assembly.
CGACGAUCUCAAAGCACGAGGAGACGAUGAAAAAAGUGAAAACGAUAGCUGCGACAGUGAGGAACAGCAGAUGGCGUUCGACCACAGGCAGACAGACAAGGACUAUGCGGGCCCGAAGGUGAAAGCGCGGCAACUGGCGGCGAAAAGCUAUUUGUCCGGUUUGAGGAGUCCGGAGAGGGGAUGGAGAAGACACGCGAAGGACACACUUGGUUUCUCGUUUUUACAGAACUUUCUGCAACCCUCGAAGAGCGCGCCAAGUUUGUUGCGCGCUGAGGACGAGC